AUGGUGAAUAUAACAACUCAAUUUUGUUUUGCUUCAGUAAUGGCUAUGAUUGCUAAUAGUGUAACAAGUGAUUUAUUAGGUACACUGAAUGGGCUGAGUCAAAGUUUAGUGGCAUUGUUUAGGUUAUUUGCACCCUUAAUUUCAUCUCCUUUGAUAGCUUGGUCAUUUACUCAAAAAUUCCCUUUCAAUGCUCAUUUUACUUUCUUUGUCAUGGCUGUUGUUCCUUUAAUCAAUUUCUUGUUAUUGUUAUUGAUUCCCAAGUCAAUUAACUAUCCAAAAGAAGAAGUUCAAUACACUAAAAUUAUUGAACUUGACAAUAUAGAAGACAAAAAUGAUAUACAACAGAAAGAUGAAACUACACAACAAGACGUUAAUCCAACAAACCAAACUAACACUACUAAAGCUGACUCUUCUGAAGAACAAGUUAACGCCAUUAUUAUUGAUGAAGGUGAAAACCAAAUUGAACUUUAA
This is a messenger RNA of Entamoeba dispar SAW760, 471 nucleotides long. RefSeq lists its product as uncharacterized. Lineage: Eukaryota; Evosea; Mastigamoebida; Endamoebidae. The transcript has a single exon. The record is from RefSeq and is a predicted model, not a curated record. The coding region runs from base 1 to 471 and encodes 156 amino acids.